AUGAACGAGCCAACAGUGAAACGCUCAAAGUACAAAGAAGAUUUUGAAGCUGAGGCUUUACAAAAACUUUAUCAACUCCGUCCUGACCUUAAUGGUCCAAGUGUGUGGUUUUUUUCAACACUUAAAAAGUCUGCUGAGGGUUGUAUUUUAUAUGAAGAAUCAGAAAAACGCGCUUAUGUAUACGAUGUGAUUUACGCAAACGGCCAUGAUUGUCCAAUGUUACCACCACCGUUGGUGAUACCACCUCCACCGACACCAACACCAACACCGUUAAUAGGGAGGGGGUGCAGAUCCAUAGGAUAA
This is a messenger RNA of Ambispora gerdemannii, 303 nucleotides long. NCBI's taxonomy places the organism in Eukaryota, Fungi, Glomeromycota, Glomeromycetes, Archaeosporales, Ambisporaceae. The record is from the annotation of a GenBank genome assembly.